UUGGAUCUAUGCCGAGGGCGAGGGUCUAAGAAUGGCGACCGUCUGUUUGGAUCUUCUUUCACUCUGGCUAGUCAGGUACUUGCUUCUUGGAGAAACGAUUAUUGCAGUGAUACAGCCGGCGCAACCCUUUUUUUCAUCUUGACGAUCUGCCUCAAUAGAUGGACACCCGCUAUGCGAACUGUGACAGCAACAUGCUACCCAGCAUAACAAAGAGCACAGCCAAAAAUGAAGCAAUACUCAAUGAAGGGAAGUUCCGAGACGUACGAGAGCCUAGCGGAGAUCUUCGCUUCAAGACCUUCUCGCCAGAUCUAUAAAAGCAAGACAUGCUAUGCUCCUUUCCCCCAGAGAAAGCACCGUUUAUCCUGCAAUUGAAACACCAUAAACACAUCACAAGCAUUCCGACCUCAAAAUGGCAACCCCACUCAAGAUCCUCUCCCCCGACGACAACGUGGUCAAAUGGUUCGAAGAAGAGAGCAUUCGGUAUGCCUACUUCCACACCCCCGUCGCCGAACUGUACUGGCUGGUGAGCACUAACCGCCACACGAUCAUGCCCGUCAAGUUCCUCAUCCCCGAAGAGACCAUGGACCAAGCCUGCGAGGUCCUCACUCGUCACGGGCUGGUCCCAUGCCCGUACGGCGUCGACUGUCAGCUGACACGCUCGUUAGCCCAGAUCCCCAGCACCAUGGAGCAUUACCACGCGGCUCUGCCCGCCGACGCCGGCGCUCACGGCCAGCCGCACCCCGACGCGAUGGAGGUGGAUGAAACGCAGCCCACCCAGCCCCAACCACAGGACCCGGACGCGAUGGACCUCGACGAGGACAUCCCCGCCUUUCCGCCGGCAAGCAGUGCGGGCGCUCCCAGCGCAGCCUGCGGCCUGACGAUCCUGCUCUACCCGCAGGAGGACCUGUUCUGGUUCUUCCCCGCGCCGCCGCGCCGCACGGAGCUCGACAACAGCCACUGCUACAUCGAAUCGCGCGAGCCGAUCAUCUGCGGGCUCUGGACCUGCGCCGUGGUCACCUACACGCAGCGGACGUGGGCGGAGACGGUGGUCAUCAACCUGAGCCGCGACCUGGCGACGCGCGCCGGCGUGCCGCAGGCCUACUGGCACGCGGAGCUGAAGCACAUCGCCAUGUUCUGGUACAACGACCACCCGGCCGUCUACCAGACCGAGCCCCCGACGGUCGACCUGCACCCGCGCAACAUGGUCAAGCCCUACACCACCAUCCUGGGCCUGUUCCGCGAGGCUCUGUGGUUCCACGACCGCGACGGGUUCUCGGACGCGGUCCAGGCGGAGCUUCGCGCGAUGUUCGACGCGCUCGACCUGAUGGGUCUGUUCCCGCCGGGCCCGGGGCGGAAUGUCGAUCCGUGCAUCGACCACACCUUCACGGGCCAUGGCCCGGUGCCGGCGUAUUUGGAGGGGUCGGUGGCGGGCAUUCGCCGCGACUUUCGGCAGCGGCAGGAUGGUUCGGCCUGAGCGCCGUUGCCUUGGUUUUUUACUUUACUGGCAAUAUAACAAACUGGACCCAUAGGUCCAUAGAUCUGUGCCUCUAUCCAUUUCAACCAUACAAAUACAA
Molecule: messenger RNA, 1574 nt
Organism: Aspergillus japonicus CBS 114.51
Lineage: Eukaryota; Fungi; Ascomycota; Eurotiomycetes; Eurotiales; Aspergillaceae
Exons: 1
Coding region: 410-1474 (354 amino acids)
Source: RefSeq, a predicted model, not a curated record